Moneuplotes crassus is the source of this 697-nucleotide messenger RNA. NCBI's taxonomy places the organism in Eukaryota, Ciliophora, Spirotrichea, Euplotida, Euplotidae. The record is from the annotation of a GenBank genome assembly.
CAAAAUUAAAGUUUAAUCAAUGGAAUUUUCGAGAAACUUUUCUGAAAUGAAAUCAUUGAAUUCUAGAUUCAAAUUUGAUGGACUUCCCUUGUAUCAAAAGUUGACGAUCAAAAUCAUCACUCGUGAUUACUGCUUAUGAAGCACAGACUUCCCUUCAUUUUCAUCUUCGAAUAAGGUAAAGCUAUCAAACAAUAUCAAAAAUGCUGCUUUUCAGAAUUUCAAUGAAGAAACUCAAGGAUCUACUGAAACCAAGAUGAAGCCCAAGCAACUCAAAUCUAUCAACUACUCUGUGCUUGAAGGUCAUCCAUACGAGAUAGUAGAUAAUCCUAAUCGCUAUGAGAAAAACAGGAAACUCUACCUCUGUAAAUACGAAGGUUGCAGUAAGAUCUUCAAAAAGACAUGGAACCUCGUAUACCACUUCCGUGUCCAUACAAAAGAAGCUGCUUACGAAUGAAAGUACUGCGACAGGACCUUCAUCCAGAAAGCCAACUAUAAGCGACACAUGUCAGUCCACGACCACACUCCAAUGGAGCAAAGGAAGAAGCAUGGCUGCCCUCAUUGUUCACGAAAGUAUUCUUGCAAGUACAACUUGAACGCUCAUAUUAAGAGAGACCACGCACAGUCAUCAAACGCCUCACUAAGAAGGAGUAAAAAUUCACCUUAAUGAGCAGGGAGGAGGAUCACAAACUAAUUUCUA